Molecule: messenger RNA, 4673 nt
Organism: Bombina bombina (fire-bellied toad)
Lineage: Eukaryota; Metazoa; Chordata; Amphibia; Anura; Bombinatoridae
Gene: MYOM3
Product: myomesin 3
Exons: 36
Coding region: 191-4471 (1426 amino acids)
Molecular function (GO): protein binding
Source: RefSeq, a predicted model, not a curated record
GUUUACCCAGUGAAGAAGUGUAAAUAGAGAAGAGUAGAGGACACACAUUAAAAAUAAAAUGUCGUCUUCAUGAGUGGAAACGGAAGUAGUGCAUUAAUGUUUCCCCAAAUAAACAGAAAAGCAAAACUACAUUGUAAGCGAUGUUAAGCAUCAUAUUAUUAUUUUCAGGUGAACCAUUUUUUUUGCUCAAAUGGAGAAAACAGUCACAGUUCUUAAAAUGGAGGAAGAAGAGUGUGAGCAAAAUAAACACAGACUUCAAAUGGAAACAGCAACUUACAAAAAGAAAUUUAAGACAAGUGAUGAAGAUCUUGAGAAUAUCCCAGUAUCCUCCAUUGACCUUUCCAUAGCAAGGGCUGAGCAAGUUCUGAGAUCAACCUGGGAAUCAAGAGCAAUAUGUGAUUUCCGAGAACUGAGGCUGGAGACCAGAGGGCAGAAAGGAGCAGCCUACGGGAAUGACAUGGAAAAGAUGGAAAUUGAUGUGUUAAGGGCUUGCCGAUCCUUGCGUGUAAGGGUUGAUCGCAAGGCCCUGCAUAGAAAAGCUGAAGAAAAAGCCAGACAGAUGAAAGAAUUUAAAGAGCUAUGUGCAAGACGUGCACCUAUGUUUUGGAUACCACUAAGAGCACAUUGUGUGUGGGAGAGGAUGGGGGUCACACUAGCCUGUACUGUGAUGGGAAAUCCAAAGCCAGAAGUACAAUGGUAUAAGAAUGGGGUGCCAAUUGAUUUAAGAACUUCCCCGCCUGGGAAAUACAAAAUCCUUAAUGAAUAUGGCAUGCUGACCUUGGAGAUCCGCAGAUGUUCACUGGAGGAUGCUGCCGACUAUAGUGUUGUUGCUACAAAUAUGUUCGGAGAGGCAACAUCAUUCGCUAAUGUCCUUGUAAAACAAUACAAAGGAUUAAAAUCUGGAUGGGAUUCGGUGUCAUAUCCUGCUUUGUUACCAUCAUAUGAAGGGGAAUUUACCAGCAUUUUGAAACCAGUAUUUACAAAAGAAAAGGAAAAAUGUGUCUUAUCCUGUUCCCUCUCUGCCAACCUUGAGAGGCAUAAAGACUGUGUUAAGUGGUAUAAGGAUGGGGCACUGCAGAAGGAAUCAACACGCAAGAAUAUAAAUUGCGCAGGGUAUGACGUGUCUCUAAGUGCAUCUCCUGCUUAUAAAGAAGAUGAAGGGUUCUAUACAGUCUGUGUUCCGUCAUCGUCUGGGAACAAGGAACAAAGUGCAUAUGUGUUUGUUAAAGAUGCAGAUCCAGAAAAACGAGGGGCCCCUGGGGCUCCUCUCUGUGUACAGUGUCAUGAUGUUCAGAAAGACAGCUUGCUUGUGUCCUGGACCCCUCCUAGUGAUGACAGAGGGGAUCAUGUGAGUGGAUAUUAUGUUGAAAGGUGUGAUGUCUCCUCAAAUCAGUGGAUAAAGUGCAAUGAGCACCCUACAAAAAUCUGUCGGUUUCCUGUAUCUGGUCUGACUGAAGGGAAAACCUAUCAGUUCAGGGUGAAAGCUGUCAACCAGUCUGGCAUUAGUCUCCCAUCUAAAGCCAGUAAGCCUGUGACCAUGAAAAACCCUGAUGAAAAGCAAAGAAAUAUAGUAAUACCAUAUGAUGAAGGAAAGAAGAUUAUUGUUUCUAAAGACGACCUUGAGGAAGAAAUUACCUUGCCGUUACCACCAACCAACGUCCAUGCUGGUGAAAUUAGUGAGGACUACUUUGUACUUUGCUGGAAUGAGCCAGAUCCUCGUGGGAAAGAACCUUUGACUUACUAUAUAGAACAGGCUAUUGCAGGAAGCAACAUUUGGCAAAGGAUAAACCUGGAAGCAACUGUGAAUUCUCCACGCUUUCCUCUUUAUGACCUUGAUAAAGAUACAUCAUAUUGUUUCCGAAUUCGAUCUGUGAACAAGCAUGGAGUCAGUGACCCUUCCAAACCAAGUGAUCCUAUCUCUCCAAAAGCAACGCUAGCUAUUCCCCCCGCACCCGGGCAUAUAUUGGCUGUCAGGGAUACAAAGACAUCUGCUCUGGUGCAGUGGGAGAAGGUUGAGGAUGACCCAGAGAUUCUUGGCUAUUAUCUGUACAGUCGUCUCUCUGGAGAAACAGAAUGGCAGACGGUGAAUAACAAGCCUUUAAAGUGUACAAGGUUUACUGUCUAUGAACUAGAAACUGGGAAAGACUAUGAGUUUUGUGUGCGAGCAGUAAAUGAAGCUGGGCUGAGUGAGAGGUCGCCUGUCUCUGUCCCACUGAACAUCAACGAAGCCAUCCACUGCCCAUCUGCUCCUUAUGACUUUGCUCUUCUGAGCUGUGGGAAACAUGAAAUGGUGAUUGGCUGGAAGGCUCCAAAGUUUAAAUCUGGGAGAGAAAUUCUUGGAUACUUUUUGGACAUGCAUGAUUCAUCAGAGGUGGCCUGGCGAGAUGUCAAGAGUGAGCCAAUACAACAAAGAGUUUGUAAGGUCACAGAUCUUAUUGAAGGUAACUUUUAUGAAUUCCGUGCUCGAGCAAUGAAUUCAGCUGGGGUUGGGAAGAUGUCAGAGCCGAGUGACUUAUUUAAAUGUGAGGAAUGGAAAAUGCCUGAACCAGGUCCACCCUAUGAUGUCAUAUGCAAAGAGGUCCGUAACACAUCACUUCUGCUACAGUGGGAGCCACCUAUCUAUACAGGAAACAGUCCAGUCACUGGGUAUUUUAUAGAACAAUGUGAAGAAGGAUCUGAACAAUGGAAAAGGAUUAAUGAAAAACCCAUGUCUGACACCCAUUUUAAGAUCUCUGGUUUGGAGACAGGAAAAUGCUAUUUAUUCCGCGUCCUUGCAGUUAACUCUGAAGGAACUGGGGUCCCAUCUUUACCCUGUGAUCCUGUGGUUGCAGAAACUAAACCAGGGACAAAUGAAAUUGAAGUUGGUGUGGAUGACGAUGGACUUAUAUACAUGUCUUUUGAGAACCCGGAGCCGAUAGACUGUCCACAGUUUAUCUGGUCAAAAGAUUACAAGGGAAGCCCUGAUCCUGACAGAACAGAAAUAUCUGCAGAAGGAAACAAGUCCAAGCUGAUACUGACCAACCCAUCAGAGAAAGAUCUGGGUAUUUAUUCUGUGGAAGUCCCAAACACUGAUGGAGUUUCUGCAAGUCACACUCUGACAGAAGAGGAAUUAGAAAGUCUAAUGCGAAAAAGUCACGAGAAACAACAUCCAUUGAUAAAACUAAUAUCUGGAUGGAAUAAGGAAGUUUUGGAGACUGGGGAUGUACGACUCUGGUUACAAAUUGAAAAGCUGUCCCCUGCCGCAGAAUUAGAAAUGAUUCUCAAUGAUAAAGUAAUCGGAAACACAACGAAAAGGAAGAUAACCUUUGAUAAGGAGAAUGGUCUAAUUGAGAUAUUAAAAGAAGACUUUGGUGAAGAAGACAGAGGCACCUACACAGCAAAGGUGGCUGAUGGAAAAGCAGGAAACAAUUUUAGUGUGACACUUACUGGAGAAGAUUUUGAUGGAAUACUGUCUGAGUCUAAGGCAAAGAAGAACCAGUGGAAAAAGAAGCAAGGACCAUAUUUUCUGGAACAGCUGCAAUGGAAGGUUACAGAGGAAUGUCAUGUCAUACUAAUGUGCAAGGUGACAAAUACAAAAAAAGAAACAAUUCUCAAGUGGUUGUUGGACAAAAAGACUGAACCUAGGGGGCAAUAUGAGGACCAGAGUGGGACUGGAACACUUGUGAUUGAAAAGUUCAGUAAUGAGGAGAAGGGACAUUACAAAGCUUUGGUGAAGGAUAACAGAGGAGAGGACACCACUGACCUUGACCUUAACAAUCAAGGGUUUGAAGACAUCAUGAAGGAGAUUUGCAGAAUUAGUGCACUUUCUGCCUCCCCGUUGAAAUGCCAGGGCACUGGAGAAGGAAUUAAAAUAUACAGCGAUGUGAAAUAUUUCACAGAACAAAUGAAGCCAGUUUGGUACCACAAAAACAAACCAUUAGCCAGUUCUGAUAAGUUGAAAUCAGGCAGCACAAUGAACCAAGUGUGGCUUCAUAUAAUCAACCCAACUGAAGCUGACAAAGGCUUGUAUACCCUGGAGCUGUUUGACGGUAAAGACACGCAUAAAAGGACCCUUGACCUGAGUGGAAAAGCUUUUGAGGAUGCAAUGGCUGAACAUAAAAAAUUGAAAGAAGCAGCAAUAACAGAGACCAAGCGUGCCAAAGUUGUUAGAGGUCUGCCUGAUCUGGCAACAAUUCAGGAAGAUAAGACCUUGUGUUUGACAUGCCACAUAUCAGGAGACCCAGCUCCUGAGGUCUCUUGGGUAAAAAAUGAGAAAAAGGUUGUUUUCAAAGACCGUUACAAACUGGAUGUAAAGGGCACUAUAGUCACUAUGACCAUAGAGAAGAUAUGCGCUGAUGACUCAGGGAGAUACAGCAUCACCGUGAAGAACAAAUAUGGUUCAGAGACUGGGCAGGUUACUGUAAGCGUCUUCAAACAUGGAGAAGAACCAGAGGAGCUAAAGAAGACAUGGGAAAAACAAACAAACCCCUAAAGUGAUAUCAGCUUUAAUACAAUGAAAAGAAUCAUUUGAAAUGUCUUGAAUUUACGUGUUACCUAUUGUUUAAAAUUGCUGUACCUAAUGAAGAUAUAUUAACAAUUGUCUCGUCAACAUUAUUAUGUAGAAAAAAAAGGAUUGACAUCACUGUAUAUGACAAUAUUUUGCAAGUAAAAGUAAAACACUGGUUGCAUUUUAA